AUGGCCUCCGAACAGCCCGGACUGAUUGUGAACGGCGGCUCAUCGGCCGCAUUGUCCAAGUCGCCCGCUGAGCUUCUCCAGGAAAAGCAUGCACGUGAUGAAGCCCACCAGCCGACAGUCGAAGCAGUUGAGGAUGAGCAAGACAUCCUCCACCCACCGCCAUCUUCAGCGGCAAUGAAGGCAGACUCGAAAGUCGUGGCGGAGAAAUCCGAGGCGCCGAAGCCCAAGACCGUGCCCUUCGACGUGCAGUCUGAGGAGCUCUUCCCAUCCCUCGGAAGUGGAACGAAGCCUCGUGUACCUUCGGCGAUGCCAAUGGCAUGGGACGGUCGCAAAGCAGCCACUCCGCCAACCGCACUGUCUAAUGGAGGAUCAAGGAAUAACUUUACCUCUCGCACAUCGGCCCCCGCUUCUGGCAAUGCUACUCCGGUACCUGCUAAUGUUGCAACCUCUCUUGGAGGCCCAAGAUUAGCGAUGCCCGGCAAGCAUGUCGAGCAAAUCCGUUUUGCACCAUCGCAAAUGCUAGCGCGGAGCGAGCUGAGCAAACCUCUAUCUGAUAUUGUAAGGGAGAUAAGCCGGAAAUCUAAGGCCCGACUAGAUGUUCGCGAGGGCCCUGGUGGCUCCUAUAUCUUCGAAGGAACGGGCACAGUUGAUGCCGUCCGCCAAGCGCUGAAGGAGGUUGCCCAGCAAGUUGGCUCAAAGCAAUCCGUUUGUGUUCCUGUUCCAGCAUCUGCCCGGGCCCAUAUUAUUGGUCGCCAGGGAGCCGUAGUACAAGGAAUCCAUGAGCGAACCGGAGCUCGAAUCCAAGUACCUAAGCUGAGCGAUUCUAGUGUUCAAGAUGAAGACGACGAUAGCAAUACGAUCGACGUCACGAUUGAGGGUGAUGCAGUAGCUGCUGAAAUGGCAAGGCGUGAAAUUGAGGCAAUAGUCAAGGAACGAACCUCCAAUAUCAACCUUAAAUUGAAAAGCAUUCCCCCUGAAUUAUUCCCAUUCAUUGCCGGAGCACACAAUUCGGAUCUAAACGAUUUAGAGGAGCGCACAAAGACUCAGAUCCGAGUUCCCCGUUAUGACACCUGGUCAAAGAGGCCACCGCCCCAGGAGGCGCCUCUAGGCCAAAUUCAAUUUGUUCCCGACCCAGAUCGCCAUAUCCAUGUUUUCGGUGACCGCACGGGUGCACAGGAGGCGCGUGCUGAGAUUGAAAGACGCGCACAGGAACUUCAGCGCCGGAUCGCCCUUCGGCACCUAGCUAUCAACCGUGGGCAGCACCAAUUUAUUAUUGGAAACAAAGGACACUCCUUACAUGACUUCUUGGCUGAAACAGGCUGCUCAGUGAUCCUCCCUCCACCAUUCGAUGAAACGGAGUUCUUAACAGUCACUGGGCCUCCUGAGCAAAUCGAGAUUGGAGUUAACCGGGUGAUGGACCUGGCCACGAGCAUGCAAAUGGCUAGUAUCGAUCUCUCUCGCCAACAUCCCAAUGCUCCAACUGGACCGCAUGCUUAUGCCCGUGCACUCACAAGGUAUUUGCAACAACGCCAGAUUAUUAAAGAGCUCGAAAGGAUGCACGACGCUCACAUCGUCUUGCCAUUGCUGUCGUCGGACGGACCAGUCGUCUGGGAGGUUUAUUCCAGGGAUGGAAAAAACACAAUCCGCGCGCGGUCCGAUAUUCUGAAUCUGGUACAAGCUCACCCGCCAUCUAAGCUUGCCAUCAUGCCUUUGGAUCCAUACUAUCAUGAUUUCCUUCGUUCUCGCAGUGCUCCGCAGCUGAAGCAAAGUUAUGGAGUCCACUUGGUCGUGCCAGACGAAUCAGAAAACUCCGAUGUUUUGCUUGUUUGCGAAGGCAUUAACCAGGCUGAAACUCCACGGCAGCGCCCAUCCGCCGAAGAAAUUGCAGCUUUUCAAAACGCGCUGAAGGAGGCUCAAAACUAUCUUCUCUCCGCUCUGGGUGACCAGAGUGAUAUCGUCUCAAACUCUGUUCCUGUUCCUUCAAAAUUCCAUGAAAAAUUGCGGAAAUUUGUAGCACGUGAUCAAAGUGCAAAGGGGGAAGAUCAGAUUCCGGUCCGCGUUGUCCUUGCUGAUCAGCAGGUUAUACUCCGCGGACGGUCGAAUGAUGUUCAACAACUCGUACCCAAAAUUGUUGCCUUUGUGCAAGAGCAGGAACGCGAUGAAAAGGAGCGAGAUAACAAGAUACUCUUUGACUUCCCCCAGAAAUUUGCCAAUGUCCUUAUUGGGAAGAAGGGAGAAAAUAUCAACAAGCUUCGAGACGAGUUUGAUGUUAAUAUCAAAGUCGAGAACGGCAAAGUUGAGGUCAAGGGACCGCCAAACAAGGCCCUUGCUGCCAAAUCACGGAUUCUUGCCCUCGCAAAGAAAUUAGAGGAUGAAACAACCUAUGUUCUCAAGAUUGCGCCUCAAUAUCACCGAGACUUGAUCGGGCAAAAAGGUAGUCAAGUUAAUCGACUACAAGACCGAUACAAUGUGCGUGUUCAAUUUCCCAGGACGGCGAACCAGGACGAGCCUACCAACGAUGCUGCCAGUGAAGUUGGCAGCGUGCGAAACACUCGUACCGCCCAAGCGCCUGAUGAGGUGGUCAUUCGAGGACCUCGUAAAGGUGCUGAUGAGGCAAGAGAAGAGAUACUCAAUUUGUAUCGAUGGGUUGCGGACCACUCUUUCACAGCUUCUGUAUCAGUUUCCCAAAGUCAAGUUCCAUCCUUGAUCGGCCAACGUGGCCGUGAAAUGGACAAACUUCGUACAGAAACCGGUGCGCAAAUCGACGUUCCCUCAAUGAACGAUUCUAUCAAUGCUUCUGGGCGAGUUGAGAUCAAACUCAAAGGUACCAAGAAGCAAGUGGAGGAUGCACAAAAACUUCUUUUGCAGCGUGCCAAGGAAUUUGAUGAAACUGUGACAAAAACAAUCGAUGUUGACAAGAAGCAUCACAAGUCCCUUAUUGGCAGUGGUGGUUCUAACAUCCGAAAGAUUGUCGUCGAAUGUGGCGGGCCGGAGGAUGGAACUGCGGCCCGAAUGGUCAAGUUUCCUCGUCCUGAGAGCGAUGAUUCAAGUAUACGCUUAGAGGGCCAUGAAACCGUUAUUACCAAAAUCAUUGCUGCAAUCGAAGAGUUUGUUCGACAAAAGGAGGAUGAAGUCGUCACGUCUUUUGAUGUUCCCCAGUCCCAGCACCGCCAUCUCAUCGGACGGGGAGGAGAUACCCGACGUCAAUUAGAAGGACAAUUCAACAUCGUUCUGGAUGUUCCUAAACAAGGAUCUAAUCGGACUGAUGUCAAAAUCAGAGGACCGUCUAGUUCUGUGGAGAAUGCGAAGUGCCAUAUACUAGCCAUGCUGAAAGAGCAGCAAGGUGAGACGGUGAAUGUACCUCGCAAUCUCCACCAUAUAAUUUCAGAAAACGGAGCCUUCUUUCGCCGCUUGCGGAAUGAUCACCAGGUUACCGUUGAUCAUGCCGGAGAACAAAUCCCUUCACGUUCAAGUCCAUCGGAAUCUCGGGGUGCGAAUGAUACUGGCUCACUACCCCUGAUUACUGAUGAUCCUGCGGCCUCUAUUGACUCUUUCUCCUGGAAAGUCGUUGUUUCCAGCAAUGGGGAUGCACCUUCCGGGACUAUUCCAUGGGUUCUUUCUGGCAAGCCAGAAAACGUUGCCAAAGCAAAGGCAAUUUUGGAGAAAGCCAUGGCGUCAGCUUCGCAACCAUCAGCCACAGGGUAUUUGAUUCUUCCAGAUCCCAAGACUUAUCGAUUCGUGAUUGGACCUGGUGGUAGCCAGAUUAACGCCAUUCGAAAACGCACUGGCUGCAGGAUCAAUGUGCCCAAGGACCAAGCACGCGGCGAAGCCAUAGAAAUCAAGGGCUCAAAGGAGAACUUGGAAAUCGCCAAAGAUAUGAUUUUAGAUGCUGUCAAGGCAGGUACAAGUGGGAACGGGAGAGCAUAA
Molecule: messenger RNA, 3927 nt
Organism: Uncinocarpus reesii 1704
Lineage: Eukaryota; Fungi; Ascomycota; Eurotiomycetes; Onygenales; Onygenaceae
Exons: 4
Coding region: 1-3927 (1308 amino acids)
Biological process (GO): nuclear division
Cellular component (GO): cytoplasm; nucleus
Molecular function (GO): mRNA binding
Source: RefSeq, a predicted model, not a curated record